AUGGCGAGUCUAUCGCUGCAAUUGCUAACUGUAUCCAUAAUUACAUUACAGCGACAAAUACAACACAACUACUACGGUAGUGGACAGACACCUGCGAACUGCACUCAAUAUGACUACAUAGUGGUGGGCGGCGGUACUGCCGGUUGUGUUGUGGCCGCACGACUGGCCCAGAAUCCAGCCGUUCAUGUAUUGCUUCUGGAGGCGGGCGGACCUCAGACUGUGAUCACAGAUAUGCCGGGAAAUACACUAUUUCUGGUGGGCGGGGAGUUUGACUGGAACUAUCACGUCGUGCCACAGACCAGUGCCGGCUUAGCCUAUCCUAGCUUCUUUAUCUCCAGAGGCAAAGUAUUAGGCGGUUCAUCGGUUACCAAUUGGGAUAUCUAUAACAGAGGCAAUCGUCGAGAUUAUGACAAUUGGGGGCAGAGUUAUGGUCUCAAUGACUGGACGUUUGAUAAGGUUUUGCCGUAUUUCCUAAUGUCUGAGAAUAACACCGAUGCGAGUGUCAGCGCCAACACUGCCUAUCAUAAUACGGGCGGACCUAUCAGUGUGUCGACCGAAACACUUCCCGAUCCGGUGGUCGUGGCCUUCAUGAUGGCCGCCAACAGUCUCGGCAUUCCUAUUGUAGACAUUAAUGGCGAACAACAGUAUGGGACAACAAUCGCUCAAAUGUUUUGGGAUAACAGCACCGGUAUUAAGUCGACCACAGCUAACGCCUAUAUUGAACGCUAUAAUCGCACUAAUCUUCAUGUCCUCACCCGAGCCAAUGUCCGCAAAAUACUUAUCGAUAGGUCAUCGGCCACUCCCAGGGCUUAUGGUGUGGUUUACAGUAGGAAUGGUGUCAACAAUUUAUUAGCAAUGGCCAGACGGGAGGUUAUUGUAAGCGCCGGCCCAAUAAACUCACCGCAAGUCCUCAUGCUAUCGGGUAUAGGCCCCAGAGAUCACUUGCAAUCGUUGAACAUACCAGUGCUGGCAGACCUACCAGUCGGCAAUAAUCUACACGACAUGGUGUUUGUACCGCUUUACUACCAGAUCACGAACGCCUCAUUCGUCGAUCCCUUACCCUAUUUUACGGUCGAAAAUCUGUACAACUUGUACACGAGUGCGAGCGGGCCGUUAGCCCACCACCCGGACGGCAUCACCUACUUGAACACUCGCAAAAACCAAAGGGGCUGGGAUUGGCCCGACUCGAUGGUCAUCUCUGUGGUCGAGUAUUUUGGCGACGAUUUGGGCGCAACUGUCUCUCAAUAUAUUAAUAAUAUUCAGCAAUGGACUGAUUACUGGCGCUCGUAUGUCGGCGGGUAUUAUAUGGCAUUAGAUCCUGUGUUAGCCCGACCUAUCAGUAGGGGAACCGUACGUCUGAAUAGUAGUGACCCCAACGGCCCGCCAUUAGUGGAUCCAAAAUAUUUGUCCGAAAAGCGAGACUUCGACACAAUUCUAGACGCCGUCCGCCUAACUGUCUUAAUAACACAAGAGGUGCCCUUAAGUGGUGUCACUGUCUUUCCUCCCAUCCCUGGCUGUCAGUUAUGCGAAAAUAAAUAUAUUUGCGAUCAAUAUCUCAGUUGUCACGUGAAACAACUGGCCAGAAGUUAUUACAACUUUGUGGGCACCUGUAGGAUGGGUGACACCAAUGAUGGGAUGGCUGUCGUGGACUCCCGACUGCGAGUGAGGGGUGUGUCUGGGCUUCGAGUGGUGGACGCGUCGGUGAUCCCGGAGAUACCCAACGGACACACAAACGCCGCCACUAUUAUGAUCGCCGAAAGGGCCGCACAAUUCAUCGUGGUGGACGCGUCGGUGAUCCCGGAGAUACCCAACGGACACACAAACGCCGCCACUAUUAUGAUCGCCGAAAGGGCCGCACAAUUCAUCGGUCAAGACAAUCGCUAUUAG
Messenger RNA from Oppiella nova, 1887 nucleotides. The record is from the annotation of a GenBank genome assembly. Lineage: Eukaryota; Metazoa; Arthropoda; Arachnida; Sarcoptiformes; Oppiidae.